CUUUUGUUGGUCGCUUAUGACAGUCCAGGGAGAGGUAUCCACAAUUUGAAGAUCUUCCUUCAACAGCUCUAUAAACCAUGACCAGGAUGAGGUAUUUUCAAUCUCAACAAUUGCCCAUGCAAUAGGGAACAUGUUGUUGUUUGCAUCCCUUCCAACUGCUGUGAGUAUUUCUCCCUUCAAUAAGCCUUUUAAGAAACAUCCAUCUAACCCAAUUAUCUUUCUGCAGCCUUCUAAGAAACCCUUUUUCAUUGGACCAAAGCAGCAAUAAAAUCUCUGGAAGAAGCAUGGGCCAUCAUCAACUACUGUGGAAGUCAUGAUCUUGAUGGUACUGUUGGGAAUAGAAUCCAGCAACUCUUGAGCGUAAUCUAUAAGCCUGUUAAACUGUUCUGCAAAGCUGGCAUUUAUUCUCUUCUUAAUGCCUCGUACAGCCCUCCUCACCAUGCUAAAUGAAACAUGAAUUCCCAGUUCAGCCUCUAUGUGCUCCUUUAAGGACACAUACCCAAUACAGGGGUCAUCUCUAACCUUAUCCUCAUAUUUCUCUUCUAUCCAUUUUUCAGACACAACUCUCAACUUGAACUUUGGGUUACAUAAGUGUUUGGUCUGCAUGCUUUUAACUUGGAAGUAUUUGAACCUUUCUUCCCAACUUGCAUAACAGGAAAAAGGGCAGUUUUCCUGAAUGCAUUGUGCCCGGACUCUCAUUGGUUCGUUCCUCUUAAAGAAUAUAUUCUUCUUGUGGUGCACAACAUAUUUAAUUAGGGCACUCUUAAAUUGAAUGUUGUCCUCAAAUAGCAUCCCAGGCUCAAUAUCAGGAGGUUCACUCUGUGGGUUGUAUGAAGGAUGAUGGUCUUUAAGCUUGGACUCCACUUCAUCUUCAUUCAUACCUGAGGCAUUUGAAACAUAGCUUGGUGGGUUAUCAGAAGGGUACAACAUCAUGCUAUCUUCAUAGUCCUCAUCCUCUUCCUCAUGCACAGACUCCUUAUUCUUCUGUGGUCUUGUCCCCAAAACCUCCUCAGUAUCAGAACCAUUGUCAUUAUCAGAACCAUCUUCAUUACUGAGAGGAGGGUCUUCUUGGCUCUCCAAAUCUUCAUCAUCAUCAAGUGUCUGAAUUUCAACAUCACAAAGCUCAAGAGUGUCAGCCAUCUCAGUUCCAACAUUGUCAUUUUGAUCCAUAGCACUAACACCAGUGUCAGUUGCAGCCCUCUCAGGUUGAUUGCCUGAAUCUUUCUUUCUUCUUGCUUUCAACUUCUUGGUCCUUUUGAUCCUCACAACUGCAUCAACACAUGUUUGCCUUUCCACUUCAUGCAGGCCUCCAUCACAAUCACCAAUCCGGUCAACUGAACUUCCUAGGUGAUCAACACAGUUGGAAGGUUUAAGCAAAUACAAUUCACAAACUCCAGCAGAGGACAACCUCACCAUGUCCAAUGUGGAUCAAUGGCACCUACGCAAAAGUAUCUGAAAGAUGUUGUUCCGACCUUACCAAAGGGUACUGCUUUUAUGGUGAUGGUCAUCAGAAAAUGGAACGAGAAGUUUGGAUUGUAAAAUCCAACAACCAAAUCCGUUGAAAUGAUUUUCAUGGAUGAAAAGAGUGCGACAAUUCAAGCGACGAUUCCAAUUGAACUUAUUGGUAAAUUCGAAUAUGUUCAAGAAGGAUUAAUUUAUGCUAUCGUGCACCCAGAUGUGAAGAAUAUCGAAGGAAGAUAUAGGGUCACUGGUCAUCCAUACCGCUUUGAGUUUACUCCAUUCACAAAAUUUCUGCAUCGAGAACAAACAAUCGGUCUUAGUUUUCCACCGUCUAGGUUCAGAAUUUCUAGCUUCGCGGAUAUUCAGAACCCAGAAAGCAGUCAAGAUCCCUAUUUGAUAGCAAAAAACCAAAAAAGGUGAUUGGUAUGCUGAUUCCGGCCUGAAAAACCUGGA
Cuscuta epithymum is the source of this 1914-nucleotide messenger RNA. NCBI's taxonomy places the organism in Eukaryota, Viridiplantae, Streptophyta, Magnoliopsida, Solanales, Convolvulaceae. The record is from the annotation of a GenBank genome assembly.